Phaeodactylum tricornutum CCAP 1055/1 is the source of this 1877-nucleotide messenger RNA. RefSeq lists its product with no specific name. The record is from RefSeq and is a predicted model, not a curated record. Bases 240 to 1658 code for a protein of 472 amino acids. Gene Ontology annotation, molecular function: transmembrane transporter activity. Lineage: Eukaryota; Bacillariophyta; Bacillariophyceae; Surirellales; Neidiaceae. Gene Ontology annotation, biological process: transmembrane transport. The transcript is spliced from 2 exons.
UACGACCAACGGCAUCUCUGCACAAGAGUGGUUGGUAUCAAUCUCUCGCUCUCCUCCGCUUGCCUCGGCAACACUUGUCACUCGCUCUCGAUUUAUAGUCGAAAACUGAAACCCACGCGCUCCUUCCUUUACUACACAAUCCAGCCAAGAUUGUUGGAUACGUACGCUGACUUUUCUGAGGUAUCUUUUCCUAAACAACCGUUUAUCCCAAUCAUUAUCGAUCCGUCUACGGCUCGACCAUGUCGAGUAGUAAGGGGGAAGCGUGUGCGCCCGGGGGUAUCUCUUUACCCUCGUCAACGACGGUGCGGGUGUCGCUCGUUGUAUUUGCCAUGUUCCAAAUUACGCUGGCGGCGGGUCUCAUUGUGGGUUGGGCUGGUAUUGCUGGUAGUAUGCUGGCGGCGCCCCAAUCCCACGGCGGGGCCGGAAUCUCACUCGACGACGCCACGCAGUUGUUCGGACUCGCGGCGAGCAUUAACUACAUUGCUCCACUCUUGUUGGGUAUUGUUCUGGACCACCGGGGACCCCGGUCCUGCUCGGUGCUGUCGAAUACGUUGGUUGCUACGGGGUGUGCCGUGUUCGCCGCGGCGGGAGACUUGCGCACGUACAGUAUGGGCAUAGGAUUGGUGGCGUUUGGUGGACCGGGAGUGCAGACUUCGUUGAUGCAUGUAGGGAACCUCUUUCCACAACGGCGCUUUUUUGUCAUGGGUGUUGUAGCAGAAACAAUCACCUUGUCCUUUGCCGUCUUUCCGCUCAUGGAUAUUCUAUGGGAAACCACGGGUUGGACAUUUCGAGGCUUGUUUGGAUGUCUCGGGCUCGUGGUGGCAAUGUCCGCUUUGGGCUCCUUCCUCGUAUGGCCCGAUUCUCCUUACGAAAUUCAAGAAACUGUCGUCCUCGGGUUGGACCGGAAUCCCGAAGGAACCAUUGAUAAGAUCGAAGACGCCAUCGAAGAGACACUCUUGACACCCGCCGACAAAGAUGGCAAACACAGUAUGAACUGUCUACUGGACCUGCCCAUCCAAGGACAGCUCACAAGCGGUGUCUUUAUCCGUCUGAGCAUCUUUUUCCUGGUAACGAGCUUUUGGGCCAAUUUUUACAUUGCUACCGUCACGACCGAACUCGGUGACCAACAGCUGUUUGAUUUUGAUACGCAACACCAGUUGGCGCGAUUGCUGAGCUUUAUUGACGCCGGUGCCAUCGUAUGUGCUCCCGUUAGUGGAUUUCUUUUGGACUCGGUGGGCUUUAUCCCAACGGCUUUCAUCACGAUCACAUUGGGAAUUGUCCAAAUGGCUCUAUUGAUGAUUGCCGGGUCCAAUGAGAAUAUUAUGAUUGCCAGUUUCGUCUCCUACGCCAUUUUUCGCGCCUUUCUGUUCCCUUACUUUUUUGCCAGUCUUUCGAAAAACUGGGCUUUCGCUUCUUCGGAGUCUUAUCCGGAAUUUCCUUCAGCAUUUCAGGAGUUUCGCAACUCUCAAUUGCACCGCUGGCAAAUCGUGUCGAAGGAACUUGUCACGAAUACGAAGACGCCUUCUUUAGCAACUGCAGCCAAGACGUGCCAAUCAACAGGAGACUUUGCGAAAACGGCGUCGCACACUGGAAAGUUCUACUUCAACCUCGUACGGGUCUACAGGGGAGGUGAACUAAUCCUGGCUAUGCCCUAUUGAAGGACAAGAAUAUGCGGCGUUUGUCGGUUCUAUUCGUUCCAAACAAUACAUUGUGGAUGGUUUUGUGUACAUUCCACGAAAAUAAAGUCGCCGGUUCAAAGUGAGGGGAGAAGCCAUUUUUGUUUUCCUAUACUUUUAGGCAGUAACUUACGUGAGAUUUUCAUUGAAAUAAAUACGAAAGAGAUGGUGGGUUGACACUAACAUAAACAAUCGUUUUUU